Messenger RNA from Closterium sp. NIES-65, 4107 nucleotides. NCBI's taxonomy places the organism in Eukaryota, Viridiplantae, Streptophyta, Zygnematophyceae, Desmidiales, Closteriaceae. The record is from the annotation of a GenBank genome assembly.
AUGAUGAACGGAGUUGGAGCUGGUGCUGCUCCGGUGGGAGGGGGUUUUGGUGGUCAAGGCAGGCCGGAUUUCCCACGCGCUUCGGCUGUCGACACUCAGGGGGAGAAUGUUCAGCGAAGCUUCUUCGACUUCUUGCAAACUGCGGAGCAGAGAGGCGAGGAGCACGAGGAGGAGGCGGAGGACGGGCCAAUGGUGCGCGAGUACGUGGCGCAGCUGCAUUCCAUGGUGCAGUACGGCAAGACGACCAUGUAUGUGGACUUCGCCACCCUCAUGGCGCACAACCAGGCGCUCGCCACAGCGGUUCUGGAGGAGUUUUACCGUACGGCAAGACGACCAUGUGUGGACUUCGCCACCCUCAUGGCGCACAACCAGGCGCUCGCCACGGCUGUGUUGGAGGAGUUUUACCGGGCACAGCUGCAUUCCAUGGUGCAGUACGGCAAGACGACCAUGUAUGUGGACUUUGCGACCCUCAUGACGCACAACCAGGCGCUCGCCACAGCGGUUCUUGAGGAGUUUUACCGGUUUGAGCCGUUCCUGCGCAAGGCGGUGCAGAUGUUUGUGCAGGUGCACGAGCCCAAGUACGUGAUGGACGAGGGCAAGCCCAAGGAGUUCUACCUCGCGUUCUACAACCUCCCUGUCAUCCACAAGCUGAGAGACAUGAAGGUGGAGGUGCUAGGCCAGCUAUCCGCAGUGAGUGGUGUGGCCUUCCUCUGGCUGAGAGACAUGAAGGUGGAGGUGCUAGGCCAGCUAUCCGCAGUGAGUGGUGUGGUCGUCCGAACCUCCGAGGUCCGGCCGGAGCUGCUGUACGGCACGUUCCGAUGCUUGGAGUGCGGCGCGGUGCAGCGGAACAUCGAGCAGCAGUUCAAAUACACUCAGCCCAUCAUAUGCAGUAACGCAGCAUGCUCUAACAGAGAAAAAUGGGCGCUAGAGCGAACUGAAUGCCAGUUUGUCGACUGGCAAAGAGUCCGGGUUCAGGAAAACGCAGAUGAAGUCCCUCCUGGGUCACUCCCCCGCACUCUAGACGUGAUCUUGAGGCAUGAGUUGGUGGAGCAGGCGAGAGCCGGCGAUAAGUGUAUAUUCUCUGGGACGCUGGUAGUGGUCCCUGAUGUGGCUGCUUUGACCCGCCCUGGGGAGAGGCAUGAGGCUAUGCGGUCGAACCAAGGGGGGGACGGGAGAGGCGGAGAGGGUGGGGGAGGGGGGGAGCUGCUGGGGGGAGGGGGUGGGGGAGCUGGGGGAGGGGGGAGUGAGGGGGUAAGGGGGCUGAAGGCGCUGGGGGUGCGGGAUUUGUCGUACCGGUUGGCGUUUUUGGCGUGUUCUGUGCAGUCGGGGGAUCAGGAGAAGCAGCUGGUGAAUAUCAGGGCGGAGGACGAGGAGGGCAGUGCUGUCGCGUCGUUUACGUCGAGGGAUCAGGAGAAGCAGCUGGUGAAUAUCCGGGCGGAGGACGAGGAGGGCAGUGCGAUCGCUUCGUUCACGCCCGAGGAGCGCGAGGAAAUGGCUCGCAUGAGGGCAGGCGGGAAUCUGUACGAGCGCCUGGUGGCGAGUGUGGCCUCGUCGGUGUACGGGCAUGCAGACAUCAAGCGAGCCAUCCUGCUGAUGCUGUUUGGUGGCGUGCACAAGAAGAGAUGGCUUGCAUUCAUGCGAGCAUCUAUUCUGAGCCACCCUCCUCCUUCCCCCUCCCCUUCCUCCCCCUCUCUCAGCCGGAAGAACCCGGAAGAGCGUGAGGAAAUGGCUCGCAUGAGAGCAGGUGGCAAUCUUUAUGAGCGCCUGGUGGCGAGCGUGGCACCAUCAGUCUACGGGCAUGCAGACAUCAAGCGAGCCAUCCUGCUCAUGCUGUUUGGUGGCGUGCACAAGAAGACCCACGAGGGCAUCAACCUGCGUGGGGAUAUCAACGUGUGUGUCGUUGGCGACCCCUCCUGCGCCAAGUCGCAGUUCCUCAAGUACGUGGCUGGCUUCCUUCCCAGAGCCGUGUAUACCUCUGGCAAGUCCAGCAGUGCGGCGGGGCUGACUGCAAGUGUGGUGAAGGAGCCAGAGACAGGGGAGUUUUGCAUUGAGGCGGGCGCGCUGAUGCUGGCGGAUAAUGGCAUCUGCUGCAUUGACGAGUUUGAUAAGAUGGAUAUCAAGGACCAGGUGAGUGAGAGGAAUGCGUUGCGAUAUCAUCCAGAGCCGACUUCCAAGCCAACUCAGAAGUCAACUCACUGCAUCGACGAGUUCGAUAAGAUGGAUAUCAAAGACCAGGUGGCUAUUCACGAAGCCAUGGAGCAGCAGACGAUCUCUAUCACCAAGGCGGGGAUUCAAGCCACUCUCAAUGCACGCACGUCCAUCCUCGCUGCUGCCAACCCCACUGGGGGAAGAUACGACCGCUCCAAACCUCUCAGAUACAACGUGGCUCUGCCACCAGCCAUCCUGUCCCGCUUCGACCUCGUCCACGUAAUGCUCGACACGCCAGACCCCAUACAUGACUACUCCGUGGCUUGCCACAUCCUGAGUUACAAUGUGGCUCUGCCACCAGCCAUCCUGUCCCGCUUUGACCUCGUCCACGUCAUGCUGGACACGCCAGACCCCGUGCAUGACUACUCGGUUGCUCGCCACAUCCUGAGUGUGCACCAGAGUCGGGACCAAGCGCUACAGCCGGAGUUCUCAACGCUGCAGCUGCAGAAAUACAUCAAAUUCGCGCGCUCCAUCCGCCCAGAGAUCACAGAGGAAGCCAAGACCCGCCUAGUAGAGGCUUACGUGUCAGGCUUACCUCUCUUCCCUCAAACGGCGAAAUGCCACCCCGGGAUCACAAUCACAGAGGAGGCAAAGACUCGCCUAGUAGAGGCCUAUGUGUCACUGAGGAGAGGGGAUGCCGCACCGGGGUCUCAGUCAUCGUAUCGAAUCACGGUGCGACAGCUGGAGGCUCUGGUGCGGCUAUCAGAGGCGCUGGCUCGCCUGCACCUGGACUCCCAGGUGGGUGAAGCGGUGGGGAAGGGUGAAGCGGUGUGGCUGGGUGAAGCAGUGUGGGUGGUGAAGCCAGCUCAUGUGCGUGAAGCCAAGAGGCUACUGAGCACGUCCAUCAUCAGCAUUGACAGCCAUGACGUGGACCUGGAGGAUGAGGGGGCGAAUGGGGAAGGGGAGGAGGGGAUGGAAGACAUGCCGUUCAUGAUGGGGGAGGGGGAUGGGGGCGAUGGGGGAGGGCGAGGCGGAGACGGAGGGGGAGGGGGAGGGGGAGGGAGUGGUGGUGAUGAUCGCGGUGGGGGUGGGGGAGGAGGGGGAGCGAGAGGGGGAGGAGGGGGAGCGAGAGGGGGAGGCGGAGCAGGAGCAGAGGCAUCAGGAGGGAGGGAAGACAUGGAAACAGAUGGGGGUGCGAAUGGGGCUACGGAAACUGAAGGAGGAGGAGGAGGAGGAGGAUCAGAUGAGCAAACACAACCAGGAACGGGUGAUACAACAAAGAAAGGCAAGGAGAAGAAACAAGGAGGAGCAUCAGCAACAGAAGGCACGGCAAAGGAAGGGGAUGCAGCGGAUGGCGGUGAAGACAACAAAGCAAGCCAGAAGAAGUCAAAGCCUACCGCCCCUCUGCGUGUGCCGUACGACAAGCUGCAGCGAGUCACGGCGCUGCUGGUGACCUACAUAAGACAAAAAGAGGCGGAGGAAGCUUCUGAGGAAGCUUCACUUGCAGGGGAGGGAGCAACUGGUACAGGCAAGGGUGGAGAGGAAGGGGAGAGGGGAACUGAAGGAGGGGGAGGAGAGGAGGAGGACGGGGGGAAGAGGAAGAGAAGGCGAGUGGAGGGGGUGCAAGGGGGUGUGGGGGGCGGGGGGGUGAAGCAAGGGGAUGUGAUGCGAUGGUAUAUGGAGCAGCAGAGCCAAGCAGGCACUGUGGACUCGGUUGGCAAUUUGCUGCAAGAAUUCAGAGUGCUGCGAUCCAUCAUUCAGCAUUUGAUUCGUCGAGAGGGAGUGCUGCUGAUUUUAGACGAUGGGACUACAGCCGUGGAAGCUGCCAGGAAGGAGCGGGAGGAUGCAAUUGCUGCUGCAGAAGCAGCAAGUGAACCUCUUCCGACAUUCGACAAGCCUCUGCCCACGGCUCUGGAGGAGCGGGUUCUAGCCGUGAACCCCAACUACGUCCAAGAAUAA